Molecule: messenger RNA, 1383 nt
Organism: Dovyalis caffra
Lineage: Eukaryota; Viridiplantae; Streptophyta; Magnoliopsida; Malpighiales; Salicaceae
Source: the annotation of a GenBank genome assembly
AUGGGUCAUUCUUUGCUUUCUAUUCUUUGCCUUUUAGUAUCUCUCUUUGCCUAUUCUUGUUUAUGCUCUCCACUUGAAAAUAAAGAAAGAGACAAAAUCACAUAUUUACCAGGGCAGCCAGGGAAUGUAGAGUUCAAUCAGUACUCAGGUUAUGUUACCGUGAACCAACAAGCUGGGAGGGCAUUGUUUUACUGGUUGGUCGAGGCACCGAAAAGUCGGGUACCUGAGUCAAGACCACUUGUUUUAUGGCUAAAUGGAGGCCCUGGUUGCUCCUCUGUUGCUUAUGGAGCAGCUGAGGAAAUUGGGCCUUUCCGCAUUAGGCCUGAUGGAAAAACUCUUUAUUCCAAUCCUUAUGCUUGGAAUAAGAUGGCAAAUCUGCUGUUCCUGGAAUCUCCAGCUGGUGUUGGUUUUUCAUAUUCAAAUACAUCAUCGGAUUUGUACACGUCUGGUGACCAGAGAACUGCUGAAGAUGCUUACAUAUUUCUAGUCAAUUGGGUUGAAAGGUUUCCACAGUACAAAUACAGAGAUUUCUACAUUGCUGGAGAAAGCUAUGCAGGUCACUAUGUACCUCAGUUGUCUCAAAUUGUUUAUCAAAAGAACAAGGGAAUUAAGAAACCUGUAAUUAACUUCAAGGGAUUUUUGGUGGGAAAUGCAGUCACUGAUGAUUAUCAUGAUUAUGUUGGCACCUUUGAGUACUGGUGGACCCAUGGUUUAAUUUCUGAUUCUACCUAUAGAACUUUACGCGUCACCUGUGAUUUUGGAUCCGCUACUCACCCAUCAGUAGAAUGCACUAAGGCGCUCAGGCUUGCAGAGUUGGAGCAAGGGAACAUUGAUCCAUACAGUAUUUUCACACAUCCUUGCAACAAUACUGCAGCAUUGAGGCACAACCUAAGGGGUCACUAUCCAUGGAUGUCCAGAGCAUAUGAUCCCUGCACAGAAAGGUAUUCUAAAGUGUACUUCAAUCAACCUGAAGUCCAGAAGGCACUCCAUGCAAAUGUAACUGGGAUUCCUUACCAAUGGGAAACUUGCAGUGAUAUUGUUGGAGACUACUGGGCAGAUUCUCCACUUUCCAUGCUUCCUAUAUAUAAAGAACUCAUUGCUGCUGGUCUGAAGAUAUGGGUCUACAGUGGAGAUACUGAUGCAGUAGUUCCUGUGACUGCUACUCGAUACUCCAUUGAUGCCCUAAAGCUACCAACUAUUAUCAAUUGGUAUCCAUGGUAUGACAAUGGAAAGGUUGGUGGGUGGAGCCAAGUAUACAAGGGGCUAACUUUUGUAACAGUAACCGGAGCAGGGCACGAGGUUCCACUCCAUCGCCCUCGACAAGCGUUUAUUCUUUUCAGGUCUUUUUUGGAGAGCAAGUCCAUGCCUGCCCGAAGCUUUUAG